Plasmodium vinckei vinckei is the source of this 1014-nucleotide messenger RNA. RefSeq names its product glyceraldehyde-3-phosphate dehydrogenase, putative. The record is from RefSeq and is a predicted model, not a curated record. NCBI's taxonomy places the organism in Eukaryota, Apicomplexa, Aconoidasida, Haemosporida, Plasmodiidae. Gene Ontology annotation, biological process: glucose metabolic process. The transcript has 2 exons. The coding region runs from base 1 to 1014 and encodes 337 amino acids. Gene Ontology annotation, molecular function: NADP binding; oxidoreductase activity, acting on the aldehyde or oxo group of donors, NAD or NADP as acceptor; NAD binding.
AUGGCAGUAACAAAAGUCGGAAUUAAUGGAUUUGGCCGUAUCGGUCGUUUAGUAUUCAGAUCUGCUCAAGAAAGGAGUGACAUCGAAGUCGUUGCUAUCAAUGACCCAUUUAUGGAUAUCCACCACUUAAUCUACUUAUUAAAGCAUGAUUCAGUUCAUGGAAAAUUCCCAUGUGAAGUAACUCCAACUGAAGGUGGUAUAAUGGUUGGAAACAAAAAAGUCGUUGUUUAUAACGAAAGAGACCCAGCUCAAAUUCCAUGGGGAAAACACUCCAUUGAUGUUGUAUGUGAAUCAACUGGUGUAUUUUUAACCAAGGAAUUAUCCAGUGCUCACAUUAAGGGAGGUGCCAAAAAAGUUAUCAUGUCAGCACCACCAAAAGACGACACCCCAAUUUAUGUCAUGGGUAUUAACCACGAGAAAUAUAACAAUUCUCAAACAAUCGUUUCCAAUGCCUCAUGUACUACCAACUGUUUAGCACCAAUUGCUAAGGUAAUUCAUGAAAACUUUGGAAUCGUUGAAGGUUUAAUGACCACUGUUCAUGCCUCAACAGCCAACCAAUUAGUUGUUGAUGGGCCAUCAAAGGGAGGUAAGGACUGGAGAGCAGGUAGAUCAGCUUUAUUAAACAUUAUCCCAGCUUCAACUGGUGCAGCCAAAGCUGUAGGAAAAGUUUUACCAGAAUUAAACGGAAAAUUAACUGGUGUUGCCUUUAGAGUUCCAAUUGGUACCGUCUCUGUUGUUGAUUUAGUAUGCAGAUUAGAAAAACCAGCCAAAUAUGAAGAUGUUGCUAAAAAAAUUAAAGAAGCAUCUGAGGGACCACUUAAGGGAAUCUUAGGUUAUACCGAAGAAGAAGUUGUAUCUCAAGAUUUCGUCCAUGAUAGCAGAUCAUCUAUCUUUGACUUAAAAGCUGGUCUUGCCUUAAAUGAUAACUUUUUCAAAAUUGUCUCAUGGUAUGACAAUGAAUGGGGAUAUUCAAACCGUCUUUUAGAUUUGGCUAUCCACAUCACCAAAAAUUAA